ACCGGAAGUGGGACUUUUUUCGCCGGUGCACGUGAGUUGGUGUUUACAAACAACAUGGAUACCUUUAAUGUUGGAGACAAUAGAUGUUUUAAUAGAUGAAAGGGGAAGUGCUACAGUGAUAUCCGUGUUGACAAAUGGAUAUUACAGGUUACAGGUUGGUACCGAAUUUGAAUUUGACUGUGAUGAAGGCAGAUUAUUAAAACUUCCCUGUGGCCAACGUUUCAUCAUCAAUAACUGAUUGGUGUAAUUGUUCUCGGUAAUUUACAAUAAGCUGUCAAUUAAAUGUUGAAUAGUGUAUUGUUACAGUAGAGUUAUUGAACGUAUUAUGUUUUAGGUAAAGGAACAAGUAACAUCCACAAGUUUGUACGGAAAAUCAUGGCACUCCCCUUUCUACCACCAGCCGACAUCGCGAGGAUGUUCUGGAGAAUAACAGGGCGUGUCCCCGCCAAUGGCAAACUGCGUGAUCUGAUCAACUACUUUCAAACCCAGUGGAUCGCUCAUCCCACCUUCUCUCCCAGAUCCUGGUCUGUGUUCAACAUAGCUGUCAGGACGAACAACUUUGUGGAAGGUUGGCCCAGACGUAUCAAUAAAAAGGUGGGGGAGCAGUCCCUGGGGAUCUACAGAUUGAUCCCAGAGCUCUUCAGAGAGGCCCGUCUGUUGCCUCUACAGUCAAGACUGAUUCAGGAGGGACGACUCAGGGCGUAUGUGCGCAAAUCUUCCACAUCUCGUCAAGAGGAGAUUUUCGACAUAUGGCGACGAUACAAGGAUGGAGACCUCUCCCUGGGCCAAGUACUCUCACAAUGUUCGGUUGUACAUGGGCCAAUAUUGUGAACACGAUGAAGAUGACGAUGGACAUGCCGACGAUUAGAGUGAGUGAGUGAG
Messenger RNA from Haliotis rufescens (red abalone), 882 nucleotides. RefSeq lists its product as uncharacterized. The transcript has 2 exons. The record is from RefSeq and is a predicted model, not a curated record. NCBI's taxonomy places the organism in Eukaryota, Metazoa, Mollusca, Gastropoda, Lepetellida, Haliotidae. Bases 376 to 831 code for a protein of 151 amino acids.